This is a messenger RNA of Lasiodiplodia theobromae, 1521 nucleotides long. RefSeq names its product Transferase family protein. Gene Ontology annotation, molecular function: acyltransferase activity, transferring groups other than amino-acyl groups. The transcript has a single exon. Lineage: Eukaryota; Fungi; Ascomycota; Dothideomycetes; Botryosphaeriales; Botryosphaeriaceae. Bases 1 to 1521 code for a protein of 506 amino acids. The record is from RefSeq and is a predicted model, not a curated record.
AUGACAUCCAAAUCGAUACCACAUCAUGUCGCCAUCACCACAACGCACACGGUUCAAUGCGCAGACCCAUCAUCGCUGUCCAAGAUUCCGUCGCCCAUGAAGCUCGGAGCCCUGGACCAACAAGUUUUCCCCAUCAUCCCUGUGGCGGUUGUCUUCGUGUACGACGCGGAUGAGAAGUCUCCGGGUGACACAAUUGCCGUCGAUAAGCUGCAGACGGCCCUUUCUCACCUCCUGGACUACUACCCGCACCUCACUGGCCGUCUGCACAUCGACUCCACGACCGGUACCCGCAGCAUCGACCGUCUCGGCAGCGGCGUCCACCUGCAUGUCGCACAAUGCUCCUCCCGCUUGGAUGCUCUACCCUCCCACGGCGGCCGCCUCACCCUCCUGGAUCUCCCCGACGGCGGCAACGCCCUCCUCGCACCCUACGAACCCACGCUCGAAGCCGUGUGCAGCGACCGCACGCCCAUCCUGUCCGUCCAGCACACGCGCUUCGCCUGCGGCGGCGUCGCGCUCGGCCUGCGCGCGCUGCACACCGUCUUCGACUCUGAUGCGUUUUUCCAGCUCGCCCGCGACCUCGCCGAGGUGUAUCGCUCCGCCGACGGCACGCUCGCCAACCCACCACCGCUCGAGGGCUACCUGGCGGACAAGCUGGACGACGGCAUGUCGCCCGAGGAGCGCGAGGAGGCCUUGAAGUUCAAACCGACGCUCUUCUUCGCCGAAGAACCUGGAAAGGAAGCCGCUGCUCCGGAAAAGACCGUGAAGAAGGACGAACCCACUGCUCCACCACCGCCGCCGCCGCCGCCCGUGACCGGCCGCACGAUGCGCUUCACCAGCGCGCAGCUGGCCCGGCUCAAGGCGGCCGCGAAGGACACGGCGGACGCCGAGAACGGGUGGGUGUCGACGUACGACGCCCUCUCGGCGCUGGUCUGGACGCGGACGCACUACGCGCGGGUGCAGCUGAAGAAGAGGACGAUGAAGAACGGAAAGGACAACGACGAGCAGCUCCCGUCCCGCGACUACCUGACAUCAGUCAACUACCGCUCCCGCCUCAACCUCCCGCCGCGGUACCCGUUCAACGCCGUCUACGCGCCCCACACAACACUUUCGCACGACACUCUCAUCGGAUUCGACCCGGAUGCCUCCCUACGCGCAGCCGCCCGCGCCGUGCACGCGCUGACGCGCAGCGUCGGGCCGGACGAAGCGGCGGCCACGGCGCGCUGGAUGGCGGCGCAGCCGGACAAGCGGUGCAUCCAGUGGGGCUUCAACGGCGGCUACGGGAGCACCAUGAUCAGCGCGUGGAACAAGUUCGACGUCUACGUCGGGACGGACUUUGAGGACGGCAGACCGCCGGUGCUGGUGGCGCCGCCGUUUACGCCGAUAUCGCUGGCGGAUGGGUUGGGGUAUUAUUUGCCGACGGAAGAGCAGCAGGAUGGGGGGAUUGAUUUUUAUCUCGCGUUGAGCGAGCCGGUCUGGGGGGUGCUGGAGGAGGAUGAGGUUUGGUUGAGGUAUAGGAGUUGA